Messenger RNA from Condylura cristata (star-nosed mole), 684 nucleotides. It is a transcript of the gene TNP2, whose product is annotated as transition protein 2 (during histone to protamine replacement). Gene Ontology annotation, molecular function: DNA binding; zinc ion binding. The transcript has a single exon. Gene Ontology annotation, cellular component: nucleus; nucleosome. Lineage: Eukaryota; Metazoa; Chordata; Mammalia; Eulipotyphla; Talpidae. Gene Ontology annotation, biological process: spermatogenesis; acrosome reaction; penetration of zona pellucida. The coding region runs from base 1 to 684 and encodes 227 amino acids. The record is from RefSeq and is a predicted model, not a curated record.
AUGGACACCAAGACACAGAACCUUCCCAUCACCCACACCCAGCCUCACAGCAACGCCAGGCCCCAAGGCCACCCGUGCAGCCAGUGCCACUGCAGCCACCACUGCCAGAACUGUAGCCAGAGCUGCAGCCGGAGCUCCAGCCAGAGUCCAGCCGGCCACGGCAGCCCAGCUGCCUCCUCCAGCCAGACGCCCAGCCCCAGCCCGCCGCCCAGGAAUCACAAACACGCCAUGCACGCCCACCACUGUCGCCUGCGGCCCACCACCCACGCCAGCAGCUGUCCCAAGAGGAGAAAGCCCUUGGAAGGAAAGGUGACCAGGAGGAGGGUGGUGAAGAAGGGCCAGCGCGGGCACAGAACAAAGAGGCGGAGCGCAGGUACCAUCGCGAGAAAUGCCCUCCCAGCAGGAGGGAGGGCCACGGGGCCCCAGAUGGGCAGGGCAGCUGGCCAGACCUGGGCACAGUGCAGGCAGAUGCAGCGGGCACGCCAGCCAGGGGGCAGAGGAGACAGUCACCAAGCGGUGGGCUGGGUGGUGGGCUGGACGGAUGGGCGCAUGGUGCGCUGGCUCUGGCAGCAGGAAACCCGUCGGGUUAACGGGUGGACGCACGAGGACCUUGACCACAGUCUCGGUUAUGCCCACGCCCCUAUUGGACAACUGAGCAGUCCACACUGUACCCCCAAAAGUUAA